Balearica regulorum gibbericeps (East African grey crowned-crane) is the source of this 456-nucleotide messenger RNA. RefSeq names its product protein FAM162B. The record is from RefSeq and is a predicted model, not a curated record. Gene Ontology annotation, biological process: positive regulation of release of cytochrome c from mitochondria; cellular response to hypoxia; neuron apoptotic process. Gene Ontology annotation, cellular component: mitochondrion. Lineage: Eukaryota; Metazoa; Chordata; Aves; Gruiformes; Gruidae.
AUGCUGGGGAGGCUGCUGGGGCACAGCCUGGGGCUGUGGCGGCGGGUGGCUUGGCCAGUCUUGCACCCUGCCAGAGACAUUGGCUACAAAGCGAAGGGCUCUCAGGACGCAGCUGUGCAGACGGCUAAUCCAGGUUACAAAGCUUUCAAAAAUGACAGAAUGCCUACAAAUUUUGAUAAAAAGGUGUUAGUAUGGGCAGGACGCUUUAAAAAGGAGGAGGACAUUCCCAAGCACAUAUCGUCUGAGGUCCUCGACGCAGCAAGGAACAGCGUCAGGAUAAAGGUUUGCUACAUCAUGAUUGCGCUGACCUUGCUGGGCUGUUUGGCCAUGGUAAUCACAGGCAAAGAAGCUGCUAAAAGGGAUCACACGCUGCUGAGGAUGAACAUAGAAAAGAAGGCCAAAUGGAGGGCUGAAGCGGAGACGGAUGAGGAGGCAGCUGUUGGGAAGCCACAAUGA